AUGGUGGAUCAGAAGAAGACAAUCUUGCUCGUCUUCAUCCUCUUGUUGUUAGAGUCAACGUUCGAGCAGCAGACAACUUCUCCGGUCGAGAAAUCAGCGCUUUUGGUACUAAGGUCUUCUCUGGGGCUAAGAGGCAGAGAUUGGCCUGUAAAAGGCGACCCUUGUCUGAACUGGAACGGCGUAACAUGUGAUGGGAACGGUAGUGUCAUUCACAUAAACAUCUCAGGGUUCAGAAGAACAAGGAUUGGGAAUCAAAACCCGCAAUUCUCAGUCGAUUCGCUCCUCAACCUCACCCGUUUAGUUUCCUUCAACGCCUCGAGGUUCUCUCUUCCAGGUCCAAUCCCGGUUUGGCUCGGAUCAGGUCUGUUGACUUUGCAGGUGUUGGACCUUAGCUCUUGUUCAAUCACAGGAAGCCUCCCUGCAAAUUUGAGUGGGUUAUCACGCCUCACGGUUUUUGAUCUUUCCAAGAAUUCAAUCAGUGGUAGUAUUCCUCUGUCUCUUACAUCUCUUCAGAACCUAUCAGUUCUUGAUCUUUCCUCAAACUUGGUGCAAGGUUUGAUUCCCGCUAGUAUCGGGGCAAUCUCAAACCUCCAACGUCUGAAUCUUUCGCGUAACCGCUUGUCCUCUUCCAUACCCCAAUCACUCGGUGACCUUUCUGCUUUAGUUGACCUUGAUCUCAGCUUCAACGACCUGUCUGGUUCGGCUCCAACAGAUUUGAAAGGGCUAAGGAACUUGCAGACACUUGUACUUGCGGGAAAUCGCCUCUCAGGAUCCCUACCUCCUGACCUGUUUGGUUUCCUGAGCAAACUACAGAUCGUUGACUUCAGAGGCAGUGGUUUCAUCGGCGCCUUACCUCCCAGGUUAUGGUCGUUACCAGACCUGAAGAUUCUUGAUCUUUCUGGAAACCAAUUCUCCGACUCGCUGCCUAAUACCACCACUGGCAGUUCUGAUCCUACUGUCUCGUUGCUAAACAUAUCCGGGAACAUGUUCUACGGCAACCUCACACUUUUACUGAAAAGGUUUCGAGUUGUUGAUCUGUCAAGAAACUAUUUUGAAGGUAAAGUUCCAGACUUUGUGCCCACCAAUGCUUCCUUGAGCAACAAUUGUCUCCAGGGGCCAACGAACCAGCGAGAAUUGUCCGAUUGCACCUCGUUCUAUUCCAAAAAGGGAUUAGCUUUCGACAAUUUCGGACAAGAACCUGAACCGAAAAGGGAACCAAAAUCUACCUGGUUAAGCCACAGGACUAUAGUUAUAAUUGCUGCAGUUGGAGGAUCUAUAUUGGUCAUGCUCAUUCUCAUAUUGUUACCAAUAACAGUGAGUUUCUGUGUCCGUAGAAGAAACAGAUCAUCAACAACUAGUAGUACUCAUCAUCGUAGAGGGAGACACAACGGCGUUGGCCCAUUGCCUCCUGAUGAAACACUUCCCUCGGGAAGAGGUGUAGCUGGAGGAGUCUCUAUAAACUUUGCGAGUCUUGGAACGUCGUUUACGUAUCAACAGCUGCUCAACGCCACGAAGGAGUUCCGUGAUUCGAACCUGAUUAAAAGAGGAAAGUCAGGGGAUCUCUUCAAGGGCGUUCUAGAAACCGGAGUUCAGGUCGUUGUGAAAAGAAUCCGCUUGGAAUCGAUGAAGAACAGUGAAACGUAUCUAACCGAGUUGGAUUUCUUCAGCCGGUUUGCUCAUCCGAGAAUAGUCCCGUUUGUAGGGAAAUGCUUAGAGAGCGCAAGCCAUAAGUUCUUGGUGUAUAAGUACAUGCCGAACAUGGAUUUACCAAGCUCCUUGUUCUACAAAUCCAAUUCCCUUGUUGACGACGGAUUGAAAUCUCUCGACUGGAUCACAAGGUUGAAAAUCGCACUGGGAGCAGCAGAGGGGCUUGCUUAUCUGCACCACGACUGUUCACCAUCUAUCGUCCACAGGGAUGUUCAAGCAAGCAGCAUUCUCCUGGAUGAUAAGUUUGAAGUUAGGCUCGGAAGCUUUAGCAGAGCUUGUCAUCAAGAAAACAGUGGCCGUCCCCGGAAAAUUGCCAGACUGCUCAGAUUAUCCCAGUCUUCUUCUUCUCAAGAAAGUGUUCCUGGCUCUCCAGCAACAGCAACAUGUGCAUACGAUGUCUACUGCUUCGGCAAGAUACUACUGGAGCUAAUCACAGGAAAACUGGGAAUCAGCUCAUGCGAAGAAACCCAGUUCAAAAAAAUGCUAGCAGAGAUUAUGCCCCACAUUUCAUCACAGGAGAAAGAACCAGUGACCAACAUUCUAGACCAAUCUCUUCUCGUCGACGAAGACCUCUUGGAAGAAGUCUGGGCGAUGGCAAUCGUCGCCAGAUCUUGUCUAAACCCUAAACCCACGAGAAGGCCGCUUAUGAGACACAUAGUCCAAGCACUGGAGAACCCUCUGAGGGUGGUGAGGGAAGACAGCAGCGAAUCGGAGAGAUUCCGUACGACGGGGUCUUCGAGGGGAUCGUCGAGUAGCGGAAGAGUUUUCGGUAGUUGGAGACAGAGCUUGUCUGAUCCAGUCGCGGCGGGAACGAGUAGCCUUCUGUCUCAGGCGGAGGGUUUAGCGAGGCCCGGCGGCGUGACGGGAUCGUCGACGAGGGGAAGUAGCCGUGGCGCGUCGAGCCGACGAAGUACGAAAGAUGUAUAG
This is a messenger RNA of Thlaspi arvense, 2634 nucleotides long. NCBI's taxonomy places the organism in Eukaryota, Viridiplantae, Streptophyta, Magnoliopsida, Brassicales, Brassicaceae. The record is from the annotation of a GenBank genome assembly.